This is a messenger RNA of Carlito syrichta (Philippine tarsier), 933 nucleotides long. It is a transcript of the gene HSD17B3, whose product is annotated as hydroxysteroid 17-beta dehydrogenase 3. NCBI's taxonomy places the organism in Eukaryota, Metazoa, Chordata, Mammalia, Primates, Tarsiidae. The record is from RefSeq and is a predicted model, not a curated record. The coding region runs from base 1 to 933 and encodes 310 amino acids. The transcript is spliced from 11 exons. Gene Ontology annotation, cellular component: endoplasmic reticulum. Gene Ontology annotation, molecular function: oxidoreductase activity.
AUGGGGGAGAUUCUGGAACAGGUCUUCAUUUCUGUAGGGCUGCUGGUGUGCCUGGUCUGCCUGGUGAAGUGUGUGAGAUUCUCCAGAUACCUUUUACUGAACUACUGCAAAGUUUUGCCAAGGCCUUUCUUGCGGUCCAUGGGACAGUGGGCAGUGAUCACCGGAGCAGGAGAUGGAAUUGGGAAAGCAUACUCAUUCGAACUGGCUAGACGUGGCCUCAACGUUGUGCUCAUCAGCCGGACAUUGGAAAAACUACAAGCUGUUGCCAGGGAGAUCGAGUGGACAACAGGGAGCAGGGUAAAGGUCAUACAGGCAGAUUUCACCAGAGAUGACAUCUAUGAGUGCAUUAAAGAAAAGCUGAAAGGCUUAGAAAUUGGCAUUUUAGUUAACAACGUUGGCAUGCUUCCAAACCUUCUCCCGAGCUAUUUCCUGAGUGCGCCGGAUGACAUCCAGAGCCUCAUCCACUGUAACGUCACCUCGGUCGUCAAGAUGACGCAGCUAGUUUUGAAACACAUGGAAUCAAGGCGGAAAGGUCUCAUCUUGAACAUUUCUUCUGGGGUGGCCCUCUUUCCCUGGCCCCUCUACUCCAUGUACUCGGCGUCCAAGGCUUUCAUGUGCGUGUUUUCCAAGGCAUUGCAAGCAGAGUACAGAGCCAAAGGAAUCAUCAUCCAGGUGCUGACUCCAUAUGCUGUUUCAACGGCAAUGACCAAGUAUCUAAAUACCAACAUAAUAACCAAGACUGCCGAGGAGUUUGUCAGAGAAUCACUGAAUUAUGUCACUAUUGGAGACGAAACCUGUGGCUGUCUUGCCCACGAGGUCUUGGCAGGUUUCCUGAGCCUCAUCCCAGCUUGGGCCUUCUACAGCAAUGCCUUCCAGAGGUUGCUCCUGACACGCUACACCAGUUACCUGAAGCAGAACGCCAAGGGCAGGUAG